Molecule: messenger RNA, 2637 nt
Organism: Haplochromis burtoni (Burton's mouthbrooder)
Lineage: Eukaryota; Metazoa; Chordata; Actinopteri; Cichliformes; Cichlidae
Product: P2Y purinoceptor 14-like
Exons: 4
Coding region: 527-1501 (324 amino acids)
Biological process (GO): G protein-coupled receptor signaling pathway
Cellular component (GO): membrane
Molecular function (GO): G protein-coupled purinergic nucleotide receptor activity
Source: RefSeq, a predicted model, not a curated record
CACUGCUCAGGUUGUCCAUCCCCCAGAGGAAACUGUGGAGCUACAUCAGAAAACUAACUGUGUGAUAUGACCGUGAUCCAUGAUGAGCCUUGGGUGGGGUGGCUCAGUAGUGAAUAUGGGGAUUGUUGAGUGAAGACAAAGUCCUUCAGCCAGGUCAAGUCAGCAUACUGGGGCAAACUGCAGAUCCUUUUCCUGAAUUCCUUCUACCUCUCGGAAAAAGGAAAAAUCCACGGAGCUGAUUCUGAAACUCCUCAAAAUUUACAAAACAAAAUCUGCUGGGUCCACUCUAGUCGGAGUCUGCUGUCCGGAUCAUGGAUUCGGAUCAUCUGGAUCAUCAACAAAACACCAAAACAUAACAAAUAACCUAAACUGGGAAAUAAAAUAAAAAAGACACGUGACAUGUGUAACAGGAAAUAAGUGCUGGUUAGCGGUGUGGCCAUCAUUUCCUGAUCUACACCAAGAGCACAAAACAACUGAAGCAGCUUUUCCUGCUCACUGAAACCUCCAGAAACACAGCUCCAGAAACAUGAAUGAACCAAUAAAUGUGACAGAUGGCCAGACCUGUGAUUAUGUCAACACAUCAGUCAACUCUUUCUUUAUUCUGGUCUACAGUCUGGUCUUUCUGGUGGGUUUACCCCUCAAUGGCUUCAUCAUGAAGUUUUACUUUUGUGGAGUUCGGCAGCAGGCAUCAAGCAGCUUGAUGGUCUACAUGAAGAACCUGACAGCUGCUGACUUCCUGCUCUGCCUCUCUCUGCCACUGCGCAUCAGCCACUAUGCUAGCAGCUCUCUCACCAUUCAGCAGCUCUACUGCAGCUUUGGGGCUUCUGCUUUCUUCCUCAACAUGUAUGCCAGCAUCAUAUUUAUGGGGUCCAUUGCUGCUGACAGGUAUCUGAAAAUUGUUCAUACUUCACAAAUGCACAUGCUGCAGACAGUACAAGCAGCAAACAUCAUCUCCAUGGUCACCUGGGUUUUUCUUCUGGUUCCUGCCAUCACCUACACCAUCCUGUUCACCCAAGAACCUCUGAGUUCUACCCUGAGCCGCUGUGGUUCCCUCUUUAGUGCAUCACUCAGCCUGGUCUUCAAAAUAAUUCACAUCAGUUGCACUAUCAUCUUUCUCGUGGUCUUCAUAUCUUUGGUCUUCUUCUACUACAGCACCUCCCGCAGGGUGUUGAAGGCACAGCAGAGGCAGCUGGCCUCCUCUGAGAAGCUGGUGAAGUCUCGCAGGAACAUGUUGGUGCUGGUCAGCAUCUUCGGUGUUUGCUUUGUCCCCUAUCACCUGGUUCGACUUCCCGACACUUUUCUUUUGAACAGCUGCUCUGUGGGGCCAGUGUUGUUCUACCUGAAGGAGGCGGCCACCAUUGUGUCAGUUUUCAAUGUCUGCCUGGACCCUGUUGUUUACUUUUUCCUCAGUAAGACUCUUUCGGGCUCAAGUGAGAAAGGCGUCCAGGAGAGCCAACAUUCAACAAACGAACAAGCAACAGGUCAAAUUGGUGAGCUGUGAGGAAAACAAUGCACUUUAUUAAAUGUGUGAAAUGUGAGCUUUGUCUAAGAUUCUGCUUUAAUAGUUACACAUGUCUGGAUGACUGCAUCACUUUUUAGCACUUUUUAUUUUUGAUAACAAAAAAAUUAAAUAUAGCUAAUAUCUUCAUUUCUUUUCCUCAUAAAAAAUCCAGCAUUCACAACCAUUUCUUGCUUUACUGACAUCAUAUUUCUCCAUUUUGUUAAUAAGAAAUAAGAAAUUUAUAAAUAAGGAUAAAAUGAGAGUUGAUGUGUUCACAUGUUAAACUGGUGCUUUACGCAGUCUGGGAGCUGCUCCAGACUCCUUCACCUUGCCUCAGAAAGGCUUGUAUCAACAUUUUAUGCACUAUCAGUGCCCGAGGUUAGAACAGGUAUUAAAGAAUUCUGGUUGUUUUGAUUUUCAUUGUCUGAGCAACUGAAACCAAAGCUGCUCUCCAUCCAUCCAUUCGCUUCCGCUAAUACUUUUCAGGGUCACGCUGCUGGAGCCUAUCCCAGCUGUCAUAGGGCGAGAGGCGGGGUACAGCCUGGACAGGUCGCCAGUCUGUCGCAGGGCUAACACACAUCAUUUUAUUGGAGCUCAAACUCUCAGUCAUGCCUCCAUGCUGGUUGGGAACUGCAGAAACCCUUGCAUUUGAACCCUUAAAUGGCAUUCAUUACUUAAUGACUUAAUCAAGUGUUUGGAACUCUCACUCAGUGUUGGCUCUCUCUGUGGUAUCGUAUCACUUCCUGUUCAUGCUACAGUGCACUGUGCUGUUUUGUGUAGCUUUUGUGUGUACUUGUUUAAUUAAAAACACUUUCAAUUGAAAUUAACUGCCCUUUAUAUUCACAGUAUUUUUGUCUUUUAUUUUAGUCUUUCGACAUUUGCUAGCUUAGCUUAGUAAUAAAUUUAUUUGUAUUAAAUGCAGCGUAUUUGCAGCUCUGGAGGCCAGGAUCACUGAAUUGGCUCAGAAACCUGGAAAAUCCUGUAGGUAGCUUGCUACAGGCUACCACCAUUAGCUUUCUCCCAGCAGAAACCAGGCUGGCUGGGUGAUAGUGAGGAGGAGCUGAGUCCUAAUUGGAAGUCCCCGAUUCACUUCACCAUGUUCAUGUGUCUAAUGAUUUUUCCCCACUCUGCGACAC